Austrofundulus limnaeus is the source of this 1856-nucleotide messenger RNA. RefSeq names its product transmembrane protein 79. Lineage: Eukaryota; Metazoa; Chordata; Actinopteri; Cyprinodontiformes; Rivulidae. The coding region runs from base 143 to 1447 and encodes 434 amino acids. Gene Ontology annotation, biological process: regulated exocytosis. The record is from RefSeq and is a predicted model, not a curated record. The transcript has 5 exons. Gene Ontology annotation, cellular component: trans-Golgi network membrane; lysosomal membrane.
UCUGUCCGUCCUGAAAUCUGAUUCAGAAGUUCAGGAUCCUGGAAGACAAAAAGCAGAAGCCGAGGGGGAGGGAAGGACGGAGGGACCCUUUCUUCUUAAAAAAAAAAAAAGCCCCGCAAGCUCCGACUAAAGCUGUGUGACCAUGAGCUCCUCGGGGCUUCAGGCCACAAACCGGCAGAACGCGAAGGAGCUCGACAGCAUGAAGGAGUCCAUCAGCGACAUCAUCAACCAGCUCCAGGACAUCGAYCCAGCCAGGCUGUCCUUCUCCCCCUUCCUGGACCUGGACACGCAGAUCUCCUUGGCGCCGGUGUCAGACAGCCCCGAGUCUUCGGUGGAGGAGCUGCACUCGUCCUCCCAUUCUGUCUCGGGCUCCCAGCGCUCCCUGGAGCCGGCACCAGAGCAGCCGAUGAGCUUUGCUUCGAGCCACCAGCAGCCCAGAGUUCACCUCCCAGAUCAGCCUGAAGCAGAUCAGACGGAGGAGGGCGAACCGGAUCAGACUCUUUCCAGCCCGAUCAUCCCCGCUCACAGUUUGGACGCCGAUACGGAAAACUGCAUCGCCCCCGCAACCCCGGCCCCUCAGGGCGACGUUCCCAACGGCACAGACACGCCGAGAUGGAGUCCGGAGUCCACCAAUCUGGAGAGCGCUGCGGACGAGGGCCGGCCUCUGAUAGGCCCGCCACGGGAGAGCGUGGAGCUGGCUGUGUGGACCCCGGAGGGCGUGGCAGAGGCAGGCGGAGUGGCCGAGGAGGCUUCGGAUCGGGGUCGCCGCUGCUGUCGCUGCUGCCAGAGUCGCUGCUGUCGGGGCGGCAGAGUUCCCGCGCUCCUCUUGGCUCUGGCGUCGCUGCUGUGCGCAGCCGGCCUCCUCUACCUGCUCUACUUCUACGUCCCCAUCAGGCCCCCGGACUGCCCCGACAUGAGCAGCCGCCUCGUCUUCACCUUCUGCUGCUGCUCCUUGGCUGCGCUCCCCGUCGUGCUCGCGAUGCUGGUGGGAGCAGGCUGCCAGUUCUGCUCCGGCUCCUUGGACCUGCAGGAGUCUGAUCCCAGAAGACAAAGUCCUCAGCGGCUGUUCGUCACGUCCACCUUGGAGCAGUUACUCCUCUACGUUCUCAACCUGGUCGUUAUGGCCACUUUACUGCCUGAAGAGCAGCUGAAGCUGGUGCCCAUUCUGACCGUGAUGUUCAUCUUUGGCAGGCUGAUUUACUGGGUCAGCCUCAACAUGUGCAGCUCCUGGAGAGGAUUUGGCUCCGGCCUGACCGUCUUCCCGCUCCUCGCCGUGGUCGCUCUAAAUCUGUUCCUCAUGUACCGCCAAAAUCUCAAGGAGCCCCUCUUUGGUUCCGUGGACGCCCACUAUAAUCAGGUCACCCCCUCUUCCUGGUCGGGGGAGACUUCUCAGAGCCCGAGUCGUGAACCAGCGGUGCUGCCCGCAGACAUCCUGGACGCUCAGUGAGGAGGAGGAGAGCCGCGCUUUCUUCUUUUCCAAAAAUAGGCCAUUCCUGUGGUUUGCUGCAGAGCGCAGCUACGCCCGCCGCCGCUACAACCUCCAGCUACGUGACGGCUCAGCUCGCCGCUCCUCCCAUCUGCAGACUUUUUCAUGUGGAUUUGUGUUUUACUAUGCAAAAGGCACGAGCCCUGCCUGCCUACGGUCGACGGUGCCUUUUAACAACGCUGUAAUCAUAAAACAUUUGUCUCUUUGAGCUAUUCCAGCACAUAUAUUUAACUACUCAAAAGCUCUGCUAUAAAUGCGGCUGCAUUUGUCUCACAAAAACAACAAAGACGCUGCAGUUUUACUGUCGUGACAGUCCAGAAUUUUUUUUUUGUACAAGCUGAAGACUGAAUAAAAAAAUAAUUUACAUGUG